Messenger RNA from Auanema sp. JU1783, 1206 nucleotides. The record is from the annotation of a GenBank genome assembly. Lineage: Eukaryota; Metazoa; Nematoda; Chromadorea; Rhabditida; Rhabditidae.
UUGUUCAAGGUGGAGAACAACACCGCUCCAGACGAAGAACUCGAUCAGCCCAGUAUCGAAGAGCCUGUUGGAACUCGCACGCGGAAUAAACUACGGCACCGUGAGGUCAAGGAAGUAAGUGCACAAGAGGAAGGAUCAGGAGCAAGCCAAAUCGUGAAAAAGGAAGCUCAGGAUUACCCAAGAGAGAGAUCACCAACAUCUCCACAGGACUCUACGGACUCAGACUAUAUUCCUAGUAAAGUACGCCAAUUUUCUAAAAAAACUUUGCCUUCUAAAUCUUCUAAACCUCAAAACAUUUCUUCUCCUAUUAAAGACACCGCUCCUUCUAAAUCUCCUGUUCUUAAAUCUCCUACUGUUAACCCUCCUAAUCCUAAAUCUUCUACUCCUAAAGCUCCUCCAGCUCAAAGUACUUCUAAAGCUCCACCUGUUAAAACCACUCCUAAAGCUCCUCCGACUCGAAAAAACAAGCGACAGCAUCGCAAUUUUGACAAAACUCUCAAUCCUCAAAAUCCUCAUAGAAACGACUCCUCUCCUAAAAGAUUCAAAGGAAUCAGUCACUUUAUUUCGGAAGUUUUAAGAUCAUCCCCCUCAACCGAGCUAAUUGAAAUCGUGAGAAAUUUGAAAAACCGAAAAUCUUUAAGUGAGAGAGAUUCUUUAACGCCACUUGCAACUUCCACCCCUCAAAGAGAGAUGGCAAACUCUGGACCCGAAAUCGUAGAGGUACCUCCUCCGGGAGCAGGCAAAAACAAUGUUAUAAGAGCGGCAGGGAACCCUCUCUGUCCUAAAUAUAAGGGUACCAGUAGUUUCAAAGAAUUUAUCAGAAAAUUCGCUCUUUUCGCUAACUCUGCCGGUCUUGUAAUCCCCGAACGUCUUGCUAUCCUACCACUCUUGCUCGAAGCACCCGAAGCUGAAACAGCUUAUUUUGAUAUCCCCGAGACAAUAAGAAAGCAAGGUCCUUGGAACGUUUUGAUUGAACAACUCCAAGAAAGACUUCUAACAGAUCUUGAAAGAGACGACGCCCUUCUUGCUUUGCAAAACACCUCUCAAAACGAAUUAUCUGUUGCUGCAUAUGCGAGACUUCUUGAAUCUCUCAGUUUAGACGCUUUUCUACCAAACGACCCCUCAAAACCUAAUAUCAUGAAAAUCACUUUCAUUAGAGGCCUGCGUAACAACCUUAAGCAAGCAGUUUUGAGAAGCGAAGCUAAA